Messenger RNA from Prorocentrum cordatum, 733 nucleotides. The record is from the annotation of a GenBank genome assembly. NCBI's taxonomy places the organism in Eukaryota, Dinophyceae, Prorocentrales, Prorocentraceae.
GCCUUACUUCAUGUACGUCGAGCUGAACGCGCACCUGCAGCUGCGCACUGGUCUGGACGGCAAGAGGCUCAUUCACCUGGUCUGCAUCUUCUGGAAGUUGUUCUUCGGCGGUCUCCUUCGGAAGCCGAGCAGCCGUGAGUGCGAAUUGAACUUCGAUCCGACUUGUCACGGCUACUUGGCGCACCGCAGGCGAGAGGACGCGAUGAUGGUCUCUCGUUGUGUGGGAUAUGCUCUCAGACAGAAAGGCCUUCGCAGCGUCUCGGAAUUGCUGGAUAUGUCGAACGCUUUCGCUUGCACGCCACUCGAGUGGCUGGAUGGGGCAGUUGAGGAGCUGGCGGAGCCGGUGGACUGGGCCCUGCUGCACGACAGGAUUCAUCAUCACAUCGUGGAGGUUGAGGCGCGUGGCGAGGCGUUACAUUUCGCCCUCGGACGCGGAGGUCUCAUGGGGACCUGUGAGGCGCCCAAGGAGUUCGCCGUGGCAUUUCGAAGAGCCGUACAACAAUGGCUUGCUGAGUGUGCUGCUCAGGACGACCUCCUCUUAUUCAAGACACCUAUACUGGGGCUACCUGUUUCAUGUGCCGUGGUGCAGUUCGCUGACGAUUUGAAGAAACGCCACGUCAUCCUGUCUGGUUUGGCUACCGACGCACACACAAUCAUCGAGGAAAGCCAGACGUUGCCAAUCACGGAGCUCGAGAAGGGGGGCUUCAAACAGAACAUGAAGAAGCGCGAGAUG